Molecule: messenger RNA, 3707 nt
Organism: Polyodon spathula (Mississippi paddlefish)
Lineage: Eukaryota; Metazoa; Chordata; Actinopteri; Acipenseriformes; Polyodontidae
Product: DBF4-type zinc finger-containing protein 2-like
Exons: 7
Coding region: 234-3356 (1040 amino acids)
Biological process (GO): epigenetic programming of gene expression; genomic imprinting
Molecular function (GO): zinc ion binding; nucleic acid binding
Source: RefSeq, a predicted model, not a curated record
GCGGGAAGAAAAUAUGGGGAAACUUGAACUCCAUUACCGAUACGAGCUGUAGGGAAAUAACAACAACAAGAACAAGGUACAUGUUUCAGACUGGGCUGUGAAAUGCCCUGCAGUAUUGUUUCCAUGUGGUUAAACAGUUGAUUCUAAAUGCCAUAGAAAUGCACUGAAGUGGCUUCUGACUGUUACUACUUUUGCUCAAACACACAUGUAGUUACCAAGUGCCAGCAGGCAAGAUGAAUGAUAAAUGCAUGCCUGCUGGAGAGCAGCCAGCUCCUUCAGCACAAGAAACACACCGAAGACAAGAUGAACCAUUGACAAAAGUGGAGAACAGCAGUGGUUUAAGCAUUGGAUGUGACCAGCCUGACCCAGGAACCUCAUCAAUGCAGAACAGACAGGGAUACUGCAGCUGUUGUCAAGUUCUUUAUAACAGCCUGGAACAGCAUAUUCUGAGCACUAGGCACAGAGACUUCGUAAGCAACUCCAGGAGUAAUGUGUCAGCUAAUAGUCUUAUGGAGCGGUUUCUUCAGGAUGUCAUUCAGCACCACCCUUACAGAUACAGUGACAGCAGGCCAACUCAUGCAGACCUGCCUUCUUUAAACCUCCCCCUUGUACCGAAAGAAGAGCUCUCUGAUGUGUACUGUUUACCUGAAGAUGAGAGAGAGACAGUGGGGACCAGGGAGGAGAUGCCCAGUACUGAUGAUGAAUCUGGACCAGUAAUCCUUGUAAAGGAAGUGAAAUCCACAAUGGACAACAGGCAAAAUGAAAGAAAGGCAUUGCAAACUCACAAAUCCAACAGAUACUCAGUCCCAGGGAGCACAAUGCCUACAGAAGACUUAAAAAGACACAGCUUCAGUUCUGUCACUGUGGAAAGUAAUUCACCAACACAGGGCUUUUUGCACAGGACUAGUAGCAAUACAGAUUCUAGUUUAUCUGAGAACCCUUUACCUCACAAUCAGCCUUGCAGUUCCCAAGCUGCUCAAAACCCAAGUGUCAAUAGAAGGAGCGCAGUAGUAGCCAACUGUGACUUGAAGGCUGACAUAAAAACUGAACCGUUGAGACACAAUAAUAAUUCUGUAUCUGGUACAGCCUUUAACAUUUUACCAGCUAUAAAGCAUAUUUCUGCUAGCCCUGAUGGGCCUUCACUCACUGUCUCAACUAGUUCAGCUUUUGGUAUCCCGAAACACCACAGUGAACAAUCUCAGGGGGAGUUUGCAGAUUCCCAGUCAUAUCUCAGAAACAUGACUGGAGCUUGCAGCUCACAGAGGGCGUGUGCAGUGGGGCUUCCAGGAACUGUUAUGAAAAUUCACUCUAAGGAGGAUCAGGGUUACAAUAGAUACAAAGACCAGUAUCUUCAGCUUGAAGAACCAGUUGGAGAAACAAUUGAGGUUAUCCAGAAACACUAUCACAGUGUUCCAACUCAGGAGAAAUCCUUUGAGGAUGAGACCAGUUUUCAUUUAUUACUUGGCUCGUUUGCUAAUCCUUGUAAUUUUUCAGAGUCUGGGACUAGUACUGAGUGGGAUACUCCAAUAAAGAGAGACCCAGGGCCGCUCAAAGAUUUUGGCUGUCUCAAGGAGGUUCACAUUGACCUUGAAGACAAGAAAUAUGAAUCGCAGCUAAGCUCUGUCCUGCAUCUACACCCAGAGGCAGAGAAGAAAGUGAAUGAUAAGAAAGAGGAGGAAGGGAAUGUAGAUAUAAAAGAAUGCAAACAUGAGAAUGGCCUUAUUCCACCACUGCCACAUAUACCUCAGUCCUUCGUUGGAAAGACGUGGUCACAAGUCAUGUACGAGGACGACUUGAAAAUCGAAGCACUUGUUCGAGAAUUUAGAGACGGACAUUUCCGGUGUUAUUUUGAAAGUGAAUCCUCAGCUAACUAUGGGAAGAAGAGUAAGCAGAAACAAAAAGUAGUAGCAAAUAAGACUUUUACUGAAAGUAAUGAGGCAUCAGCCAUGAAAGAGGCAGUGCCACAUUUUGAUCAUGUUAAUAUGUAUGAUGAUGAUGAUUAUAACCAUUCCUCUUUUUUGAUCCCUGUGUGCAAAACACCACUUGAAAAGAAGCCAGCAAAAAGAACAUGGCGCCAGGCUUCCAGAUGCCAGGUUGUUAAAGUCAGCCAUGGAACCCAAACAAGCAUGGUAAACUACCCAGUUGUCAAGAAAAGAAUAUUAAGAAAAUAUAGUGAUCCAACAGAUGCAAGGCAAGCACGAUAUGAGUUAGACUGUGAAAAGACACCAGAUAUGAAAACCAGGUUGUGUGCUCUAAAGCUGCCCGAGGCUUAUAGCAAAAUCAUGAGUCCUUUACAGCCAAAGUCACUGGUCUAUGUGCUGUCUUCUCCAGAAACCACACCUUGCCCACUAAAACCUGUCUGUUUGAGAAAGACUAGGAGGAAACGCAAAUCCACUGAAAGUGAAAGUACAAUCAGGUAUAAGUAUAAGACGACUCCUCUUAAGUUUUAUGAUUCAUUGACUAACAGGAUUUUGAAAACACAGCCAAAGGGAAUAGAAAUAUGCAAACCUAAAACAUUUACACACGUACGGCAGCUGUUUAGAAGUCUGAGCCCAGAUGUAAAACAAUUGAAUGACAGUCAGAAGGAAGACGAUUUAAGUUCCCAUCUAGAAGCUGAUAUUCCUUCUGAAAAUGAUUCUUCAGCCUCUAGUAUUGAGUCAGGCUUCAGAUCAUGUAGUCAAUCAACUCUGUCAAGAAACAGAAUUAUUCUGAGCCCCCUGAACUCUUCAAAACCUCAUACCAAAGGUGCUAUGAUCUUAUCUCCACAGAAGCACAAAACCACAGAAGCAUUUAACAUAUGCAAGAGCAGGAAUUCAAGAAGGCAAGCACUGGUAAAUCAGGAUCCUAAAUCGGAGCAGGGGAGCUCAAGAAACAAGUCAACAGGACCAAAUUAUCAGACUAAAAGUGUUAGAACUAGAGUCAGUUUGAAGAGGCAACGGAUAGAAAAUAAAGGUACAAAGAGGCCAGACUUUGUUUCAGCUUCCAAGACUUCCAGUGUUACGCAAACGAAACAACAUAAAAAUGGACGGAAAACCCCAAGAACAGUUAACAAGAAGAAAAACAAAUUCACAAAGGGUUUGUUAAGCCAAAGCAAACCAGAAAAUAAACUUGAAGCCAGUAGGAAAACAGGUCUAAGGAGCAGUUUGGAAAAAGAGAAUCCAAACAUUAAGGUAUCAGAAAAGUCUGCAGAAGUGCUUCCGCAAAGAUGUAAUAAUCCAACGGGGGAAUCCAGAAAACAGCUGGAAAAUGCAAGUUGUGAUAAUAGGAGAGAGUUACGAAGUUCAAGAGGUAAAUCUUACUCUAAAAAAGGAGAACCCUUAGUAAAAAGAAAUCUCAGGUCAUCUAAGAGUGUAUGAAGAGAGAUGGAAAACAGUUAACGCUAAAAAGUAGUAAAACAAAACAAUAAGGAGCUUUUCAGUUAUGAGACCGAUGUUUUUUGGAAAAAAACAAGCUUGUUUUGCUGCAGUGCUUUUUUUCGGUCCGAUCUCAGGAGUAUUGUACGCAGUUUGAAUUAGAAUUUGUUCACUGUCAUUCCUCAACAUGAUGUCUUCUUAAGACAAAAAAUAAUAAGUGAGACUACAAAGUACAGCUACCUUUUUUAUUUACAGCUGUAUUUCUUUUGCAAGGUGUAAUAUUAAUGAGAAUUAAUUUAUAGUUUUUUUUUUCUAAUUUUGAACAAACUAUUAAUCUGUAUUUUUUGACGAUUC